UGCAAUUAGGCACCGAGUAAAUACGUACAGUUACUUGGAAUACUGUGUGUAAAACAAUUUUCAACAAUGCCUUAUUACAUAUCUGACAAUUAAGAUACCUAAAAGGUCUGAACAAUGUAGCUACAGGAAUGUUAACAGAUGGUAGAACAUAGCAAUGACAGAUGAGAAGCAGUCCCCAUACACCACAUCCUCUGUCACUAUGUCAUCCAAUUUUCUACAGACUUCUGGUGGCAUGUCAGACCACAGAAACAUAUCAUCACCAGUGUCAAAUUCAUAUAUGCCUGGCACAGGAUACACUUUCGGUGACCUAGGAAUUGGAUCACAUGGUUCUCCAAAAUCAGGACAUGAAGACAUGGAUGGCAAAGAAGAUUCCAAAUUGGACUUGUAUCCUGAUGUUAAAGGGUUAAAUCUUGCAAUCACCUUGCCAUUUCAAGAUUCAGACCACUCUUCUACAAAUACACCGUCACAAUUUUCACAAAUUUUAUCCUUCAGACAGUCAGUACCAACAGGUGAUGCUAUGUUAAGUGCCAUAAACUCAUAUGAAAAUGACAUUUUACCAGAAUCUUUAGAUGUGAAUCUGGCUGGACCAUUACCACAACUUGAUGAUGGUAUUCUGUCAAACAUGGGUGCCCCUGGAGAUUUGUUUGAUGGUGAAGGUAAUGUGAAUGACCCAUACUCUAUGGAUGAUUAUUCUCCACAGACGUCACAUGACUUUGGUGGCUUCAGUAGUGAUGGUUAUGGUGGUAUUGAUUCUGAUCAUGGUCUUUCAAACCAAGCAGAUCCCACUGAAGGUUUAGAAGGAUUGAAACAGCAGAAGAAACCUAAAUCACACAAACCUGCCAAAGGACAAACUUCACCAGCAAGACUGGGGAGUUUACAGUGUCCAACUUGCAGCAAAACUUUUACAAAUUCUAGUGCCUUGGCCAAACACAGAUUAACACAUAGUGAUGAAAGGAAAUAUGUUUGUAAUCUUUGCCAGAAAGCCUUUAAAAGACAGGAUCAUUUGAAUGGUCAUUUGAUGACUCACAGAGAAAAGAAACCUUAUGAAUGUACUGUAGAUAAUUGUACGAAGAGUUACUGUGAUGCAAGGUCACUGCGACGUCACCUAGAAAAUCACCACAACCAGACUCCCGAACAGAUACAUGGAGCCAUUGCAUUGGUAGCUUCCAAUGCUGCUGCUGUUAUUGCUGCUGCUGCGGCUACAAACUCUGCUCAGAAUAAGGCAGCCCAGGUCAAUGUUUCCACUACUGGAAACACUGUUCCCAUUAUGGCUAGUUCUAUAGUAUCCAAUGAGAGCUCUCAGGGCAGUGACAUCAAACCAUUAUCAUUCAGCAGUGGUGAUUCAACACCAGUUACUAGUCCUGUCUAUGGUGAUCAGCCAUUAUUUCCUAUAGUUCAAUCUCCAGCAGGCAGCAUGGAAAACCAGAUAAUUACAAAACAGACAGCUACUGCUAAAGUGCGGACUUUAUCAGAAGAAGAAUCAGUAGGACAAAAAGUACAAAUGUUACUGGACCAGGCUGCUGCUGCUUCACAGACCAACACGGAUGAGACCAUCACACUUCACAGUGCUCAGGGCAAUCAGACAGUUACUAUAUCGGCUGACAAUUUACCACAAACCAUAGCCAUUGAGUCAAGUAAUGUGUUAAUGAAACACAUGCAACCAGGAAGACAGUGGCAAGACCAGAAUGUUAAAAUAAACAGCGUUCAAAGUGCCCAUUCAAGCUCUCCAAGAAGUGGAGAACCUUCACCAGGCUAUUUGCAGCAAGUUAGUCCAAUUAGUCCUGUCCCUAAUACACAGUUGACACCUUCAAGUCCAGUGACGCAGCCACAUCCUCAACAAAGAUCAUGGAAUACAACUGUUUCCCCUGCAAAUGUGGAUAAAAAUGGAGAGGAAGUUAAACCAGCAGAAUGCACAAUAUGUGAAAGAACAUUUAAAAAUGUACAAGCUUUAAAUGGUCAUAUGCGAUGUCAUGGAGGAUAUUUCAAAAAAGAACCAAAGGAAGAUAAAAAGACCAAAAAGAAUUCCAAGGAGAUGGCACCUCCCAAAUCAGUGGCACCCAAGGGAAAUAAAUUGAUAGCCAGUAUGCCUCACCCUUCACCAUUAGACAAAGUAGGAUCACCACAGUCAGGACAAGGUUCUGCUUAUGGAAGCCAGUUACAGUCCCCUGUAUCAGGAGAUUCACCAGUAGGGAUGGACGGGUCAGCUAUGGUCCUACAACAGUUUGGAUUGGAUCAGUUACAGGUUGGAGAACAAUUCUGGCAACAGAUUCAGAUACAUCAGCAACAGAUGCAAGGGGAACAACUCCAGCAGCAACUUCAGCAACAAUUAAAGGGACUUCAGAUGGAACAGACUAAUGUAGAGGUCAAGAUACAGCAACUUAAAGAUCAACUGCAACAACAGAAUCAACAGCUUACACAGAAACAGGUCAGACAGCAAAUGGAACAGACCAUGCAACAGGAACUACAACUUCAGUCGGCCCUUCAACAACAGAUACAACAGCUACAACUACAGAACACCCAACAGCUCAAGCAACAGGAGGCACAGAAUAUUCUUCUGGGAUUAACCCAGGAAAGCCACAAUAUGAAACAAGAACACCUUUUACAGGAUCAGAAAAUGGCACUUCCACAGGAUACAGACAUGUCAAUUCUCGCUAAUCUACAACACCCUACAGGGUCACAAUUAUUACAAGCCUUUCAACAUAACCUUGCUGCUAAACAGGAAGCUGAUAGGCAGUUAUAUGAUAUACAAGCUAUUUUAAAACAGGAAGCAGAAAAUCAGGUUAAUACUCAACAAAAUAGAAAACAGCCAAUCAGUAAAGAAGAUAUGGAAAAACAUCUGAUACAAAGACUGUUCUUACAAGGUGGCAAUCCUUCCACAGAGGUAGCUGUCUCUUUACAGCAGCAAAUUGAGCAACAGAAAGCCAGUCUUCCUCCCACAUCUCAGCCACAGCAUGUAAAUAGUAUACUGUUGGAAAAGAUGAAACAGAAACAACAGCAAGAGAGACAGCAGCAACAGAUGUUAAAGACAAUACAACAACAGCCAUAUAACCCUGGACAGUUACCUACUCUGAUACAUCAUCAUCCUCAGGUGAAAGAAGAAACCAAAAUAGAUACUGCUUCCGUCCCUACUUCUCAGGUACCCAGGCCAUUGCAUUUACAAAGACAGGUGUCUUUUGAAGAAUUGCAAAAUCAGGCACAACACAGUAUUGAACUAACAAGUCCUCAACAAAUAACUCAUCAACAACUUCAGCAAUUACUUCAACAAAGGAAUGACACUCUUAAUAGUCCGCAUUCUAUAAACAAUUUAUCUGAUUCUCAUGGCAUGCAACAUAUGGACUUAUCUCCACCACCUUCCUUAACUCCAACAUCAAUUCAAUCAAAUCUACAGACAGCUAUAGCUCAGAUACCUCUGUUUGCAUUGAAAACACCGACGGAAAUGGGAAGCAUGGGACAUUUCAACCAACUACCACAGUCAAAGAUUGUCACAACUUCUGCUGAAAGUCCUGACUUGUCACUUAUCUUGGAAACAAUCGACAAUGAUCAAAAGACUUCAUUGUCAAAUGCUAAAACUUUACCUCAACAUUCACAGCUAAAUCAAGAUAAUUUAUGGACAGCCCUACCUAACAUGCCUAAAACUUAUCAUGGACAUUUGACUGAUGCAAGAAAAUCAACUGUGAAUUAUUCUCAGAUAUAUAAUGAUAAGGUGCCAUAUUUAGAUUCUGCUUUACAUAAAAUGGGAACUGAUCCCCCAUUGUAUAAACCUGAGGCCAGGAAACUUGAGAAGGCAGCUGAACAAAACCCUUUUGCAUUCCCUAUUGGGAAUGGGGCUCAAAAUGACUUUGCACAUCCUGACACUAUAAAAAAUCCUAAACACCACAGACAUAAACCUAUCGCUAAUCAGCAUACAGAGUUGAAGCGUAGGCUGUCUGUGGGUAGUGAAUGUGAUCUGAAUUCUAGUGUUUUACCAGGAAUGAUCAAUAAUAAUAAUAAGGGCUAUAGUGCUAAUAAAUUCCCUUCAAAUAGUGCUCAGAAUAUGUUAUCUGUCAAACCAAGGAUGAGAAGUAAAUCGGGUGACGAUUUUAAAUAUUUUAGAUCUAAAAGUGAAGAUCAUACAUUCAUGAGACCGAGAAGUCAAACGGAGGAAUGUUUAUGGAAAUACAAACAAAAAUCUGAGGAUUCAUGGGAUCAGGCUUUGUCGAAGUCAGAUGGUGCUGGACUGUUUAGAAAUCCUAAUUCACUCACAACUCCUGUUCAUUUACGAAUGAAACGUAAGCAUCGCCCAGCACCGUUAUUCAUUCCUAGACAUGGGUCACUACAUGGUGGAUUCCAGAGUAGAUUACGUUCUCCAAGAGUCUUAACAGCUAGUGAACACAAGGGUAAUACACCGCCUCCUUACACUCCACCACCAAUGUUGAGUCCGAUACGUAGUGGUUCGGGAUUGUUCUGGACUAUACAGAAACCACCAAUGACACCCAUGACAGCUCCUCUUACUCCAAGGACUAGCAUUCUAAGCAUGUCCAGAAAUAGCAGUAUUGGAAGUGCUCAACCAGAUGUUUCCAAGCAAGAGCUACCAGAUGAUGAAGAACCACCAGAAACUGAUAUUCUACCACAUGUAAAUAUUGGAUCUCAGUACCAAGCAGAGAUUCCACCAUUUAACAGUCGUAAAAAAGAGGCAUUACAUUGUGUAUCCAAAGAAGAUUUGGUGUUUGAUCCUGAAAAAAUUAAGGACUGUUCUGAUAAUGAAGUGCAAUAUUUUCAAGAGUUUGCCAAUAGUGCAGCAAUUAGGGGUAAUGGUUGUAAUACAGAAUAUGCUCUCCAUUUACUUCACUUGGCAAAGGGCAAUAUACAGAAUGCCAUGCUGAUGUUAAUGGAAACUAUUAAAGAAUUACCUGCUCACCAUACAUUACUAUCUUUUACAUAUCAAGAAAAUGAUGUUUGGACCACAGAGGAAGCUGAAAAAUACCUUAGUGCUUUAUUAAAAUGUGAUAAAGACUUCUUCUCUGUUUCCAAAGAAAUUGGAAGUAAAUCUGUGAAAGAAUGUAUUCAGUUUUAUUAUUUAUGGAAAAAAGUGUGUCCAGAUGAACAUAAACGUCUGCGCAUUAUGCGUAAUAAACGAGAACGUGAAAGAUUAUAUAACUUACGAUCCCAGCAGCAACAACAGCAGCCGGCCACACUUCCAGAGCAGCCAGAGAAUGAGAUGGAGAUUAAUGAUUAUGAUGAAGACUCUAGUAGUUCUACUGACAUGGAGGAUAAUUCUGACAUUAUGUUAAAUAAUAAAGAGGACGAUGCUUCAUCUGUAAAAUCUUCCUCAUCUGUAAAAUCUGUAAAAACUGUAAUUACACCGACCCCAGCUUCCCGAGCUAUAUCACCUGCUCCUAUGUUUACCUGUGAUUACCCAGAAUGCAAUGCUGCGUUUAAUUCUAAGCAAGCAUUAAAUGGUCAUAUUCGAGUACAUGGGGGAGGUUCAAAGAGCAAUUCUCCAGCUAGAGAAUACAGGCCUCCAGCAGCAAGACUUCCUAAGCCACAAGGAUCACCUGCAAGUUCAGAGGAUCUAAAUGGAGAGGGCUUCCCAUGUAAACUUUGUGGCAGGGUAUUUGCAAAAGUACGUAGUAGAAGUGCUCAUAUGAAGAGUCAUAGAAUGAAUGAAUCAGAUAAAAAACCAGUGAACAAGAAACCAGUGCCAGUACCAAUGUUAGACAAUAUCAUGCCUAAAAUGUCACCUAACGGGUGACGAUUGGUGCUUAAUUAUAUUCUGUAUUAGGGCUUUCUUAGAAGGCAGAAAUAUAUUUGUAUUUAUAAGGCAGCUUAUUAGUCGUGACUUCUAAAGAAGAAAGAAUCUGUGAUGUUGUAAAUAAAAUUUUGAUCGUUUUAAUGUAAUGUUUGAGGGAGUCCAUUCAGCAAUCUUCCAGAUCUCACUUUUGCAUCAAAUACCUCCUAAUUACAUAAAAAUUUCUUUAUGGUCAUAAUAGCCAGAUACCUGUUCACAUUCUAACUUAAUUCAUUUGACCUGUUUUACAUAAAGUACUGAAGUUAAGGUGUUUUAUGAAUGACUGUUACCUCUUCUUGUUAUGUUUGUUGAUUUUAGCAAGAUAUGUUAUUGCUUUUUUCUUCUUUUUUUUUUUAAUCAAAAAUUUUAUUUUUUCCCUAUUUUAAGAUGAACUAUAAAAGUGCUUACUUUCAGUUGUUCAGUGUUGUAGAUUAUUUUAAAAUAUUUAAUAAGUUCUUACUGUACUCAAACUUAAAUGACUAAAAGAUUUAAGGAAUGUACAAAUAAUCUAUUCAGCUACUCAUUCAGGCAGCUAUGGUACUUAUUGACAAUUUAAGAGACCUUAAAUAAAAGAUUCAUUCCAAGAUAAGAUGGUAGUUUUUACCAUUGUUUACCUUUUCAGGCCAAUCCAUGAUAUAAUGUUGCCUGACAUGCAUAAGGAUGUAUUAACAUGGAUUUACUGGCAUGUGUUACUUAAUUAUUCUUAAUGACCAGCCACAGAAAACUUAAAACAAUUCUUUUUUCUAUGUUGUAUGCAAAAAAUUAAGUUAGCAUGUAUUUGAAUUUGGAUUAGAUUUAAUCUAACACAAUAGACAACAAUUGUUAUCUUUACUUUGAAAAAAAAUAUCAAAUAGAGUCAAAGUUUAUCGAGAUAUUUCAACUGUUUGUUAGACGUAUGAUGUUUUAUUGAAAUGGUAUCAGGACUAGAGAAAAUUCAGUUUCUCUUCUUUAUUCUUUUAAUGGUGCAAAUCUUAAUGUUCUGAAUGGACUAGUUAUGACUGAAUCUAGAUGAGACGUCCUUUGUUUUGUUUUAAGAUUUAUAUUUUACCCUAUUAUUAUACAAUGUGCAAUCAUUUGUUAUAAAUGUGUAAAAAUUGUUACUUCUAUGUAAAUUACUAUCAGACAGUGCUCAAAUACUGGUCUUAAAACUAUAUCAUUGUUCAUACUAAGAUAUGUAGAUUAUAUAUUAUUACUUAUAUUGUAAAUAUUGUUGUAAAUUCUCAUUAUUUUUUUUUUGCUUGUGAUAUAAUGGCUUAGUAUUAAUUGUGAUUCAUGAACAAAAUUUUAUAAAUGGUUUUCAUUUUAUGUAGUCAAAAUUUUAUAUUAAUGUAAAAAACCCAAUUUUGUUAUUGAAGAAAAUAAUCAUAUUUUAUAAUGAAGAAUUAUUGCUGUUAAGUGUAUUUACAUCGAGAUUGUUUAGACAUUUUUAUCAUCUACUUCUGUUAUACUUACAUUAUAUUAACAAAAUGUACAGACAUUGAAGCUUUGAACACAGAUUAACUAUCAUAUUUCACAAGACAAUCAGAUGUCAACAAGUUAUAUAAUCCAAAACAAAAUCUGUUGAUUCUUUUACUCCUCUGUUAUUUUUGAAAUCUUCAAACUAUAAGCAUUUUUAGGUGGAAGAUCUGCAGUUCUUCAAAAAUCUGUUCUCAAAUAAUCUAAUAUUCUUGUUUUGGCAGUCAAAUUCAAUUGCAUUAGUGUCCUUAUAUUGCAGUAAAUAUAAAGAAUUUAAUUGAAAAAUGAACAUUGAAUUACUAAUGCAACGUUGCUUGAUCAAUUUGAAGAUAAUUCUUAUUCUUCUUGAUAACAAAAUGUUAGUUUCAUUGUUAAUAAGAUAUUUUGACAUGCCAUGGUUUCCAUAUACAAAGAACAUGUUUUUUGGAAUACAGCCAUCUUGGUCAUUGAUAAAUCAAUUAAGCACAAUAUAUAUGAACUUUUUGGAGACAUGCAUAUCAAUUUGCUCUGAACGAUACACUCAGGAUUUCAACCCUUGACCAAUGUAAAACUAAUUGCCAGUCAUGUGAUUUAGAAGGCUAAAAUAAUAUAAAUAACUGUUACCUUAUAUCAAGUGUGAUUUUAAAAUUUUGAUUUAAGUAGGAGGAUUUAGUCCCUUUCCAAAAAAAGAUGAAACAUUUAGUUUUUGAUUUGCUCAUUUGCUGCUCUGUUCCAGUUUUAAAUUACAAUUUGUGUUGUUAAAUGAAAAUCCAGUCAAAAAAAAUCUGUUAAGACUAAAUUUAAAGGGAACUUUGACUAUGUUAAGAUUUAUAAAAAAAAUCUCCCUUCAGUUUCAGAAAAGUUUGCAGCAGACAAGAACAGGAUAAAGCCUUGAAUGUCAUCUUUCCGUAAGAACUUUACAGGGGUAUAAGGCCUCUAUACCUAGAUUAUUUUUUUGUAAUUCCCUAUAGGGAUAUUAUGUCAGAAUUUUCUUAAUCAUGCAAAUAUUUCUCUUUUGACAAGAUAAUUAUGAAGAAAAUUAUGUUUAAAUUAAAUGUUAACUUUAUUCUCUUGUCAGAAUAAGUAAUCAUGAAAAAGAUAUUUACACUAAUUUGAUUUUAUUUUGUGGAUGAUAGAAUAUUUAUGGAGAAUUAAUAUAGCUAUGGUGGUCUUGUACUGUUGUGUAUGCUCAUUUCUGUACAGAAAUAUAAAAUGUACUAAAUCGUGAAUGACAUUAUGGGUCGUUUUCAAAAUACCGGUUAAAAGGUUGUUACAAUAUAUUGCAAAAAUCUCAUUGUAAAAUAUCCAUGUAUCGUCCUAUUAUUUUAUGUCAAAUUCUCAUUGAAGGAUAUUAGGUUGUGUAACCCCAAUUAUUUGUUUCACGUUUUUUGUGUCGAGGUGCUGUUUUGUUAAGGCUAUACUGUCUCGAGAAAGGUUUUUCUAUCAGCGUAAUGAAAUCAUUGUCACAACAAAUGAGUACGAUACUAUUAUAUUCCUUACGACAAUAUACAUUAGAAUGUGUUCAGUAGUUGAAAUGUAUAUUUCAAAAUCUGGGAAAGUGGAUUACAAAAAGUUAUAUUAGAAUCAGAAUUUUUCACAUUCACAUAUGCAUUAUUUAUUAUUAAGAAAAAAAUCUAGAGCUUCACAGCUUCAACAGGUUUGAUUUAUUUUUAAAAUUGAUAUUAUAUUGGGUAGAAGAAGAAAUAUUACCUAGUUAACAAAGCAGGGUGUUAAAUAAGUGAUAAAAUUGAGAGGUAUAGCCAUAACAAAAACAUAUUUUUUUGUCAUGAUAAUUUGUAUAUUUACAAUAUACAUUUUAAUAGAAAUAAAACCAAUGAUGAAUACACACUUUUAUAGAUAUUGAGAAAAAAAAAUCUUUUUAUAUCAGAAUCUUCAUAAUAUGAGCAUAAUUUGAAUGGGGCAUUAUAAUUUACAGUUUGUACGGAAUGGUGCUUUCUGGGAAUUUUUAGGGACAAGUUCCAUUGAUGCACAUUUUCAGAUAAUUGACAAAGUUUCUAUUUAUACUUAACCACACAUAAAAAUGACAAGAUGUGGUAUCAUUACCAAUGAGACAAAUAUUUGAACGUUAAUAUUUUAAAAAUGUAUUUACUUGAAAUGAAAUCAAUGGGUAGAGGUUGAAGUAGUGAUGCCUGUCAAAUCUGAGGUUGUGAAAGUGAACCUAGUUUGUAUUGAGGUGUUUAACACAGAUAAAUUGAAAAAUAUAGCCAGUUUUCUAACCUUAGGCCUUUGUUGUCCCUGUUUGCACCUGCUUCCUCCAAAAAUAAAAACUGAUAAAGCCAGUGUCGCUGAUGGUGGCGUUCAACGCCAACUGAUUGAAAUCUCAAUGUAUGUUUUCCUAAAACAAUUCAGAAUUAGAUUU
Mytilus trossulus (common blue mussel) is the source of this 9581-nucleotide messenger RNA. RefSeq lists its product as uncharacterized. Bases 155 to 5731 code for a protein of 1858 amino acids. Gene Ontology annotation, cellular component: histone deacetylase complex; transcription regulator complex. The record is from RefSeq and is a predicted model, not a curated record. NCBI's taxonomy places the organism in Eukaryota, Metazoa, Mollusca, Bivalvia, Mytilida, Mytilidae. Gene Ontology annotation, molecular function: transcription corepressor activity. The transcript has 23 exons. Gene Ontology annotation, biological process: regulation of transcription by RNA polymerase II; negative regulation of DNA-templated transcription.